This is a messenger RNA of Otolemur garnettii (small-eared galago), 3063 nucleotides long. Its product is annotated as double-strand-break repair protein rad21 homolog. Bases 82 to 1503 code for a protein of 473 amino acids. Gene Ontology annotation, molecular function: protein binding; chromatin binding. Gene Ontology annotation, cellular component: cohesin complex; synaptonemal complex. Gene Ontology annotation, biological process: synaptonemal complex assembly; replication-born double-strand break repair via sister chromatid exchange; mitotic sister chromatid cohesion. The record is from RefSeq and is a predicted model, not a curated record. The transcript is spliced from 2 exons. NCBI's taxonomy places the organism in Eukaryota, Metazoa, Chordata, Mammalia, Primates, Galagidae.
UUUCCCCUCCCCGGGCCACCCAACCCGCCCAACUCCCAGCGAAGAGCAAGGUUGCCUUCUAUUUCAUAGCCAACUGGAACAAUGUUCUACGCACACUUUGUCCUCAGUAAAAGAGGGCCGCUGGCCAAAAUUUGGCUAGUGGCCCAUUGGGAUAAGAAGCUAACCAAAGCCCAUGUGUUUGAGUGUAAUUUGGAAAGCAGUGUGGAGAGUAUCAUCUCACCAAAGGUGAAGAUGGCGUUACGAACGUCAGGACAUCUCUUACUGGGAGUUGUUCGAAUCUAUCACAGGAAAGCCAAAUACCUUCUUGCUGACUGUAAUGAAGCAUUUAUUAAGAUAAAGAUGGCUUUUCGGCCAGGUGUUGUUGACCUGCCUGAGGAAAAUCGGGAAGCAGCCUAUAAUGCCAUUACUUUGCCUGAAGAAUUUCAUGACUUUGAUCAGCCACUGCCUGACUUAGAUGACAUUGAUGUGGCGCAACAAUUCAGCCUGAAUCAGAGCAGGGUGGAAGAGAUAACCAUGAGAGAAGAAGUUGGAAAUAUCAGCAUUGUCAAAGAAACAAAAGCCAAGAGGAAGAGGAAGCUAAUUGUUGACAGUGUCAAAGAGCUGGAUAGCAAGACAAUUAGAGCCCAACUUAGUGAUUAUUCUGAUAUUGUUACUACUUUGGAUUUGGCACCACCUACCAAGAAAUUGAUGAUGUGGAAAGAGACAGGAGGAGUGGAAAAACUUUUCUCUUUACCUGCUCAGCCUUUAUGGAAUAACAGACUACUGAAGCUCUUUACCCGCUGUCUUACACCACUUGUACCAGAAGACCUUAGGAAAAGGAGGAAAGGAGGAGAGGCAGAUAAUUUGGAUGAGUUUCUCAAAGAAUUUGAAAAUCCAGAGGUUCCUAGAGAGGACCAGCAGCAACAGCAUCAACAGCGUGAUGUUAUUGACGAGCCCAUUUUGGAAGAGCCAAGCCGCCUCCAGGAAUCAACAAUGGAGACCAGCAGAACGAACUUGGAUGAGUCAGCCAUGCCCCCACCACCACCUCAGGGAGUUAAGCGAAAAGCUGGCCAAAUUGACCCAGAGCCUGUGAUUCCUCCUCAGCAGGUAGAACAGAUGGAAAUACCACCUGUAGAGCUUCCCCCAGAAGAACCUCCAAAUAUCUGUCAGCUAAUACCAGAGUUAGAACUUCUGCCAGAAAAAGAGAAGGAGAAAGAAAAGGAAAAAGAAGAUGAUGAGGAGGAAGAGGAUGAAGAUGCCUCAGGGGGUGAUCAGGACCAAGAAGAAAGAAGAUGGAACAAAAGGACUCAGCAGAUGCUUCAUGGCCUUCAGCGAGCUCUUGCUAAAACUGGAGCUGAAUCUAUCAGUUUGCUUGAGUUAUGUCGAAACACAAACAGAAAGCAAGCUGCAGCAAAGUUCUACAGCUUCUUGGUUCUUAAAAAGCAGCAAGCUAUUGAGCUAACACAGGAAGAACCAUACAGCGACAUCAUCGCCACACCUGGACCAAGGUUCCAUAUUAUAUGAGGAGCUAGAAGCAUUAUAGCUAGUGUUCAUUUCACUAGUGCGUACAACUUGCCCCCGUGUGUAGGGCACACAGAACCUUUCAAGAAAAUUUAGAUGUUCGUCUGUACAAAGUCUUUGCCUUUUUCUUUCCUCAUUUUUCCCAGCAUUUUUAAUGUAUCGAUUUCAUCUUUAAGGGAAACUGAUUAUAUGCGUUGUGUUCUGAUGGAGAAAACAGCACCCCAAGGACUCAGAAGACUUAUUUUAACAGUUCAGAACAGAUGUGUGCAAUAUUGGUGCAUGUAAUCAUGUUGAGUAGCAGUCAAAAGUCAUGGUUUUUAUCUUGUUCUCUGUUACUACAUUGAAAAGAACCCGUCUGGGAAAAAAGCCUGACAGUUUAAGAGCUAUGGGCUGAGUUUUUGACAGGGGAAAACACAAUGUCUUUCCAUCAGUAACAACAGCAAAUAUUUUUAUUAACCACUGUAUUUAGGGAUGGUACCUGAAACAUCAGAGGUAAUCCUCUUAAUUGUGUUUUAAGCUGUAAUUCCAUAAUGAGCAAGGGUGUACGUGAAAUUGUGUUGUGGCUGGCCCCCUUCAACUAUAAAAAGAUAGGACUGACUUGGUGUAAAGUGGUCUAUUUUGUAAAUCAUUCCAUUUGAGUCUUUCUGAUGAACUUUGCUAUCCUGAAAUCUGUUAUUUUAGUGAGGCUCCAAAAUGAGCAGGAAUAGGCUUAAUUAGAGUAGAAUGACUAUUAAAAAACAUUUAUACCUUUCCAAGAGCUACAAAUCAGAGUUCUAAAAGAAGUUUGGAUGUAUUUGAGUAUUCAGAUCAUGAAAAUAAAAAUCACCUUGCCUACUAAAAGGACAGAGUGAUGGGAAAUUAUACACCUGGUUGACUUAACCUUUAAGCAGACAAUGCUGUAAAAACUAAUGGCUUCUCUGAUAUUUAUUAUAAAUUCUAAUACUGAUCUCUUUCCAAUGCUGCACACUCCUGCGUGUUUGGAACUUUAUUUUAAUAGCUUUGCAACUGAAAUCCUGUAUCCAGUUUCCUGUAAUUUAGUUGAAGAAAAAUACAGCUCCAAAUAAGGGUUUUAUUAUUAACAGACCAGAUAGUACCAGAAAUUAUGUGACAAUUAUGAUUGUCAAAACAUGUCUUAACUUUUUAGGACAAAAUUAACAAUGAAAGUUCUAGCUUAAGUGUUGGCACUUUUGUGGGAAAAAUCAUUUUUAAAACUCAGAAAUCAGUGUAUACCCAGUAAUUUUAAAUUAUGUGAAAUGUUUUAAAUUUGUGAACUCGUAAUUACUGUUUUAAUGAUUCAGUUUCUUGAGAGUAAUAAUUGUAUAAAAUGCUGUUGCAUCUUGAUUUUCAAUAUGACGUGCCUGUAAACCAUGGAUCUCCUCCCUUUGUACAAAGACAUUGUAGAUAAUUGAAUGUUUGAUUAUAGAAAGGUCAUUAGUUUCUUGUUACACAUUUUGUUAGUCUGGUUUUUGUUGCUUAUCGGGUUUAAUAUUCUUGAAAAUAGUUGAUGCUAUGUUAUGUAUAACUUUUCUAAUAAAAGUUGUGUUAUAAGCUGUAAAAAAAAAA